Trichosurus vulpecula (common brushtail) is the source of this 1764-nucleotide messenger RNA. RefSeq names its product UDP-glucuronosyltransferase 2B15-like. NCBI's taxonomy places the organism in Eukaryota, Metazoa, Chordata, Mammalia, Diprotodontia, Phalangeridae. The transcript is spliced from 5 exons. Bases 1 to 1764 code for a protein of 587 amino acids. Gene Ontology annotation, molecular function: UDP-glycosyltransferase activity. The record is from RefSeq and is a predicted model, not a curated record.
AUGGGAACAAUCUUUGGGGGAAAUGUCCUGAUUUGGCCAAUGGAAUGUAGUCAUUGGCUUAAUAUCAAGAUAAUUUUAGGGACACUGAUAGAAAACCAGCACAAUGUCACAGUACUGGUUGCUUCUGGAGAAUUCUUCAUCACACCUGCUACUGAUUCACCUUUGAAGUUUGAAGUAUAUAAAAUAUCCUUUGGAAAGGAAAACAUAGAAAGUAUCAUCAGGGAUUUUGUUCUCACAUGGCUGGAACAUAAGCCCUCCCCAUCAACCAUCUGGCGUUUCUACUCAGAAAUGACCACAGUCAUUCAUGAGUUCCACCAGGUGUUUAGAGAAAUCUGUGAUGAUGUGCUUAUCAACCAGAAGUUAAUGGAGAAGCUGCAGAUGGGCAAAUUUGAUAUCUUGAUCUCAGAUCCAGUAUUUCCCUGUGGUGACUUGAUUGCUCUUAAGCUGGGAAUCCCAUUUAUAUACUCCUUGAGAUUCUCUCCAGCUUCCACAGUGGAAAAACACUGUGGGAAAGUGCCUUAUCCUCCUUCCUAUGUUCCUGCUGUCUUGUCAGAGCUCACGGACCAGAUGUCUUUUAGUGACAGAAUAAGAAACUUCAUCUCCUACCAUUUACAAGAUUACAUGUUUAAUACUCUUUGGUCACCAUGGGAUUCCCACUAUAGCAACAUAUUGGAUGGUAGCCAUUGGCUUAAUAUUAAGAUAAUUUUGGGGAAACUGAUAGAACACCAGCACAAUGUCACAGUACUCGUUGCUUCUGGAGCACUCUUCAUCACACCUACUACUGAUUCACCUUUGAAGUUUGAAGUAUAUAAAGUAUCCUUUGGAAAGGAAAAAAUGGAGAAUGUCAUCAGGGAUUUUGUUCUGACAUGGCUGGAACAUAAGCCCUCCCCAUCAACCAUCUGGCGUUUCUACUCAGAAAUGACCACAAUCAUUCAUGAGUUCCACCAGGUGUCUAGAGCACUCUGUGAUGGUGUGCUUAUCAACCAGAAGUUAAUGGAGAAGCUGCAGAAGGGCAAAUUUGAUAUCUUGAUCUCAGAUCCAGUAUUUCCCUGUGGUGACUUGAUUGCUCUUAAGCUGGGAAUCCCAUUUAUAUACUCCUUGAGAUUCUCUCCAGCUUCCACAGUGGAAAAACACUGUGGGAAAGUGCCUUAUCCUCCUUCCUAUGUUCCUGCUGUCUUGUCAGAGCUCACGGACCAGAUGUCUUUUAGUGACAGAAUAAGAAACUUCAUCUCCUACCAUUUACAAGAUUACAUGUUUAAUACUCUUUGGUCACCAUGGGAUUCCUACUAUAGCAACAUAUUGGGAAAGAAGCUUUUCCUGGGUUGGUCUCAGGAGUGUACUGGAACCAGCUGUAAGGGCAAGGGGUGUGGGAGCACAAAUUGCUGCACUACGCAGGGCGGGCGGGUGGUGCUCAUCACGUCUGGGUGCACGGAGGUCCCUCUGGAGGCGCAGACUCUGCGCCGACACCUUCAGCGGAUGCUAAACGCAGGCUCCGGGUGUUGCUCGUACACUGCGCGAGCUCCAUCUUCCCUUUCGCUGGCUGCCGCCCACCGCAGGUGUGGGGACGAGAUGGAUAGUUCUGUCGUCAGCUUGCUGCUGAAAACCGCAGCUGCGGUGCGGAGAAGCUUUACCGCCGCCUUGUUCAGCGCCCAGGAGGUUGCGGUCGCCCGCACUCGCCCACGGGCAGGUGUGGAGUGCACCACCUUGAGUGAUCACCCCGGCGCUCAAAGCUCUCGCCUCCUAGGCUAUGUUUUACCUAGCUAG